Messenger RNA from Hyposmocoma kahamanoa, 1397 nucleotides. RefSeq lists its product as uncharacterized. Gene Ontology annotation, molecular function: protein binding. Gene Ontology annotation, biological process: signal transduction. The transcript has 3 exons. The coding region runs from base 142 to 492 and encodes 116 amino acids. The record is from RefSeq and is a predicted model, not a curated record. Lineage: Eukaryota; Metazoa; Arthropoda; Insecta; Lepidoptera; Cosmopterigidae.
UACAUAAAAGACUGCACUGGAAUAACCAUCGGAAACAAAUAUACCUAUUAUACUGGGCCCGUCAAAUAUAAUCAGAACCAGUAUUCCUCUAAUGCUAAUACCAAGCAGCUAGACGAUUUGCUUGAAGAAGAUCAACCGGAAAUGGUCGAGAAAGAUAAUGACAUAGUUUCAUUAAUGGAAUGCACUUCUAAGCCUACCCGCAAGUAUCUAUUGCAUACAGCGGCGUAUACUGGUAGGACAUGGAGGAGGACUUUCGUCAAUAUAGGCAUAGACGAGCAAAUCAUCGAAAACUAUCUUUACGAGAAUCCAAGGGAACCUAUACGAGAGAUCCGCUACCAAAUACUACUAGACUGGCUACGCAACUCAGAGAACGCCACAUUAGGCUAUUUAUCGGCAAACUUAUGGGAAAAUGGGCACAGGCAAUUGGUAAACGAACUCGCUAGUAUGUACAGAGAAGAAAGACUUAACGAAGAACCAGAGCUCGAAUUAUGAAUGGUCAAUAAAUAUGUGUACUCAUUGUGAAAAUCUAGCAGCCAAGUUCUCGCGAACAUCGGCUGAGUAUGUUUAAAGUCUUACGUGAAACGUAUCGGUCGUACUGCUUUUGAUACGCCUUGUUUAAUUAAACUUAAAGAAAAUAGUACGAUGAUAUAGAUGCGAAGAGAACAUUUAAAGAAUAAAUUUAUGUCAUAAAUGUAAACUUUCCUAAAGUGAUAUUGAUGAUAUUUACGGUAUCGCUUAUUCGCUCGCUUAUUUGUACUGUGAAAUCACUAUCCUUUAUAAGGCAAUACUGGAAUUGUACAACGAGCUAAUACAAGAUGUUAUAUGAAAGAUGUAUAGUGAAAGCAGUAAUAGAAAACAGUAUAGUAACAAAAUUAUUAGCUGAAAGUUCGGAUAAGAGGAAAAGACUUAAAAAUGUAGAUAUAGUUAAUAUGUACAGUUAGUUACAAAUUUUCUACAAAGUUGAAUGAGAUGUCAUGAUUUCCUUCCAUACAGUGAAAAAUUGUGGAAUAGACGUCAUUUUAUAGUUUUUUUUUAUGAUGUCAAGUAACGAGACCUUAGAGGAUGGAAAAAAAUAAAGGAAGGGACGAAGAUGUAGCGAGUAUGGCUUUACGCAACACGUGUACCCACAACAGUUGCAGUGCCAUUCACAACUUUAAGUAUCGAAGGCCCGAGGCGCGCUGCUACUACGCCGUCGUUCCACCAGCUUCUUACCCUUAGAAAUCAAAACGCAGUAGUGCUCAUAUUUCUGCUUGGCGGCAUAAAUUGUUUGUCAGCAUUACUUCCCGAACUCGAACUCUUUCAAAGGGAGCUUUAUUGUUACUAAUAUAAAAAACAACGGAAUUUUGUACCAACGUUGUGUUUGUUAGUAGUGAUUUAUUGGAGUGUAGAAAAGUAUU